AUGUCGACCGUCACUCUUAGAAAGGUUGUUUACUGUGAUGUCUGCUCAUUUCCUCCUGAUUACUGCGAAUUUAGUGGGAAACUGAAGCGUUGUAAGGUGUGGUUGCGUGAGAAUCAUCCCGAUAUCUACGUUCAGCAAUACGGAGAAGAUGAAGACGAGGUGAAUGCGGUGAGUUCAAAACUAGCAGAAUCGAGCAUCGGCGAGGAAAGAGAGGAGAAACUGGAGAAGGACCUGAAAAGACUGGAAACGAAGCAAGAGAACAGAGAGCAGAGAGAACUAGCAAAGAAGUUGUCAUCCAAGGUGGUCAUUAAGAGGGAGGCAAGAACCAAGAGGAAGUUUAUCCUAGCUAUUUCAGGUCUAGAAGUGUUCGAUGUUGACAUGAAAAAACUCGCCAAGACGUUUGCAUCCAAGUUCGCUACCGGCUGCUCUGUAUCCAAGAAUGCUGAAAAGAAGGAAGAAAUUGUCAUCCAAGGCGACGUCUUGGAAGAGGUGGAAAAGUAUAUACAUUCUUUGCUCGAAGAAAAGGGACUGAAGGAUGUCAAAGUCGAAACGAUUGACGCCAAGAAAAAGAAGAAGGCGCCAGAGACACCGGCUAAUUAG
Molecule: messenger RNA, 600 nt
Organism: Torulaspora globosa
Lineage: Eukaryota; Fungi; Ascomycota; Saccharomycetes; Saccharomycetales; Saccharomycetaceae
Gene: TMA22
Product: Tma22p
Exons: 1
Coding region: 1-600 (199 amino acids)
Biological process (GO): formation of translation preinitiation complex; translation reinitiation
Molecular function (GO): mRNA binding; translation initiation factor activity
Source: RefSeq, a predicted model, not a curated record